AUGGUUCAACCAGAGCCUCCUAAAUCAUUAGCAAAAGUGAAACAUAUUAUCCUUAUAUUAUCAGGGAAAGGUGGUGUUGGAAAAUCAUCAGUUACUACUCAAACUGCAUUAACUUUGGUUAAUAAAGGUUUCAAUGUUGGAGUGUUAGAUAUUGAUUUAACAGGUCCAUCAUUACCUCGUAUGUUUGGUGUGGAAGAAAAACAAGUUCAUCAAUCAGUGGCAGGCUGGGUCCCUGUGUCAGUAUAUAAUAAUAAUAAUAAUACUGAUGAAAAGAAAAGAGGGAAUUUAUCAUUAAUGUCAUUAGGAUUCUUAUUAGGGAAUAGAAAUAAUUCAGUAGUGUGGAGAGGACCUAAGAAAACAGCUAUGAUACGUCAAUUUUUGAAAGAUGUGGUAUGGAAUGGAGGUAGUAAUAAUGUGCCAUUAGAUUAUCUUUUAAUCGAUACCCCACCUGGAACAUCAGAUGAACAUAUUGCUAUUGCUGAAGAAUUAAGAUAUGCCCAACCUAUAGAUGGAGCUAUUAUAGUGACUACACCACAACAAGUUGCUACUGCUGAUGUUCGUAAAGAAAUCAAUUUUUGUAAAAAGGUUAAUUUUGAUAUUUUAGGUAUAGUGGAAAACAUGAGUGGAUUCAUUUGUCCUCAUUGUGCUGAAUGUACUAACAUAUUCCUGAGUGGAGGAGGUAAAUUGUUAAGUGAACAAUUAGAUCUUACUUAUUUAGGUAACAUACCGAUUGAUCCAAAAUUUGUUGAAUUGAUUGAAUUACAAGAUAAUGAUCAUGAUAAGAAAUUGAUUGAUUUAUAUGAUGAUAGUGAAUUAAAACCUAUAAUGAAUGAUAUAAUAGAUAAGGUAUUGGCAAAGGAUUGUCCUGCACGUUUUUAA
This is a messenger RNA of Scheffersomyces coipomensis, 879 nucleotides long. RefSeq names its product iron-sulfur cluster assembly protein. NCBI's taxonomy places the organism in Eukaryota, Fungi, Ascomycota, Pichiomycetes, Serinales, Debaryomycetaceae. Gene Ontology annotation, biological process: iron-sulfur cluster assembly. Gene Ontology annotation, cellular component: cytosol. Gene Ontology annotation, molecular function: ATP-dependent FeS chaperone activity; ATP binding; 4 iron, 4 sulfur cluster binding. The coding region runs from base 1 to 879 and encodes 292 amino acids. The transcript has a single exon. The record is from RefSeq and is a predicted model, not a curated record.